GAAAAGUACGCAAAUAUAUACUGACAAAGUCACCGAAAAACCACUCCCGCGAGCUCUUCCUCCUUCGUUCUCUUCCUCACUCUCGGUGUCGUCCUUCCAAAGCCGUCACUGCUGCACCUCCCUUCCUUAUUUCAAAUUACAUCAGUGGAUUCCAAGGAGAUGUCCUGGUUGAAGCAUCUUUGGGGUGAUUUGGAGAUUCAACUUAAAGUAUCAAUGUUUUAUCAUUCUGCAUCUUUAUCAGGUCUGAAGUGAAUCUCGAGAAGUUUCUUCAUCCUAGUCUGUCCCUGAGAUAACUAAAAUACUAGAGGUCUCACUACAUUGCAUCCGAAACAAAAGUAAUUAGUAUUAUUUUCCAAAAAUGACAGAAAUCUUCAGUUACACAGCUUGCAGACAGUUAUCUCAGAUGUUCCUUGCAAUAAUCUUCUUUCACAGUUCUGAAUACGUUUUAGCUGCUGCCAUCCAUGGGAGAUCAAGUGUCACUCUUAAGUCUCUUCUGAUCAGCAAAAACUAUAUUUUGGCAAUGUUCUUUUCAUUUGUGGAGUACUUAAUUGAAAUCAUUUUCUUUCCUGAGCUGAAGGAAUACUGGUGGGUAAGUAACUUGGGACUGGCAGUGGUUAUAAUCGGUGAAAUCGUAAGGACAACUGCGAUCAUUACAGCCGGUCAGGCCUUCACACAUCUUAUCAAGAUUUAUCAUGAGGAGCAUCACGAACUGAUUACUCAUGGAAUCUAUGGGCUUGUCCGACAUCCUGGAUACUGCGGUUUCUUCAUCUGGUCAGUUGGUACUCAGAUAAUGCUCUGUAAUCCCAUAUCAACAAUCGCAUUUGCUAUUGUUGUUUGGCGCUUCUUUGCGCAAAGGAUUCCAUACGAAGAGUAUUUUUUGAGGCAAUUUUUUGGGUCACAGUAUGCGGAAUAUGCCCAACGAGUUCCUUCCGGGGUGCCCUUUGUGAACUGAUAAUCUAUAGAUUAUGUGGAUUGCAUUUAGCUAGCUGCCUCAUCAUUGCUAAUAAGGUUUUAAUUUAGUCUUCAUGAAGCAACAAGAAACUACUUUGAAGCUGAACUGAUCAAUGGCUUGCAGGAAUGGCCAAGUUAUCCACUCCCA
This is a messenger RNA of Juglans microcarpa x Juglans regia, 1099 nucleotides long. RefSeq names its product protein-S-isoprenylcysteine O-methyltransferase B-like. The transcript is spliced from 2 exons. Gene Ontology annotation, biological process: C-terminal protein methylation. The record is from RefSeq and is a predicted model, not a curated record. Lineage: Eukaryota; Viridiplantae; Streptophyta; Magnoliopsida; Fagales; Juglandaceae. Bases 359 to 952 code for a protein of 197 amino acids. Gene Ontology annotation, molecular function: protein C-terminal S-isoprenylcysteine carboxyl O-methyltransferase activity. Gene Ontology annotation, cellular component: endoplasmic reticulum; membrane.